AUGUCGAGCAUGGAGAGCUUCAACACUCAGACAACUGAGCAUCAAGAGCAGCUUGUACCAAAGAAAAACGCAGUCUCCGUCGUUUUGACACAUUUUGGCUUCGGAAGCUGGAAGACCAAGGGAAAAAAGGCUCCAGGCCCAGACAGAGUUUCACUAGCCUGUCUGCAAGCCUGUGCUGAUCAGCUGGCCCCCAUCUUCACACAGAUAUUCAACACAUCACUGGAGCUGUGUGAUGUCCCGUCAAGGCAGUCCAGGUGUUGCAGUUAUUGCUGUUUUAUUUGUAAUCUAGAACCACUAAAGUGUUUGUUUGUGUGUGUGUCAGUGUCGGAAGAGGAUCACACCGACAGUUCCUGCUUUGCCUGCAUUUUGCUAAGCCACGGAGAAGCAGACAUGAUAUAUGGAACAGACGGGGCCAUGCCCAUCAAAGACAUUACCUUCCUCUUCAGAGAAGACAUGUGCAGGAGUCUUGUGGGCAAACCCAAGCUUUUCUUCAUCCAGGCCUGUCGAGGUUCAGAGUUCGAUGAUGGUAUACAGACUGAUGUUCUAGAAAUAGAUGUGAGCCCCAGACACAAAAUCCCAGUGGAGGCAGACUUCUUGUUGGCAUACUCCACUGUUCCAGGUUACUAUUCAUGGAGGAUCCCGGGCCGGGGCUCUUGGUUCAUCCAAGCUCUUUGUACCGUCCUCAAUGAGUCUGGCAAGCAACUGGAAAUCAUGCAGAUCCUCUCACGUGUCAACUACAUGGUGGCAAAUGAAUUUGAGUCCUGGUAUAAAGAUUCACGUGUCAGUGUGAAGAAUCAGAUUCCCUGUGUUGUCUUUACAAUGACCAAAGAGCUUUAUUUUAACUGAUAACUAUGACCACAGAGUUACUUAAAGGUCUUUGAUUUCUAGUGUCAAAGUGUUUGAUUUCUUUAAUAAAUAAACAAACAAACAAACAAAUAAAUAAAUAAAAGUACAAAAACAACUAAUAAAAACAUAAAAACAUAAAAACCUUUUUCUCUUUAGCCUGUUCAAAAUGUCGACUUUUUUCUCGAACAACACAGUGUUAUACAUGAUAUACAUGUUAAGGACUGUUUUGUCCACUAGGUGGCAUAACCGUCAUACUGAUUAAACUGAUCACUUACAAUCUGCCCAAUAAAGAUCAUUUGGAUA
This is a messenger RNA of Tachysurus fulvidraco (yellow catfish), 1149 nucleotides long. Its product is annotated as caspase-7-like. The record is from RefSeq and is a predicted model, not a curated record. The coding region runs from base 1 to 846 and encodes 281 amino acids. Lineage: Eukaryota; Metazoa; Chordata; Actinopteri; Siluriformes; Bagridae. The transcript has 6 exons. Gene Ontology annotation, cellular component: cytoplasm. Gene Ontology annotation, biological process: apoptotic process; proteolysis.